GACUGGAAGACAUUUGGUCUUGACUUUUCUACAUCCAGUGAUGAAGCCUGUAAGAUGUUUGAUGCCUGCCUUACUCAGAUGGUGAACAGAUAUGAUGAUGAAAGUGUGGGCGGGACUGAGGGAUGUAUGAAGAACAUGUUUCAAGCAGACCCCAACUUUUUAAUUGGUCAUGCCCUCAAGCUGGGAGCCACAUUUCAGUUUGUCCACAAAGAUUACGCGCACGCACAGGAAGUCUACAAGCUGGCCGAGAUGGCAAAGCAGCCACACGUGAAACCAUGGGAACAAAAACAUGCGCAGGCUGUGGUUUACUUGUCUGAAGGAAAACUGGACAAAGCCUCGGAUGUAUGGGAGGACAUUCUUGUAGAGAAUCCAAUGGACAUGAUGUCAUUAAAGUUCCUCCAUGAUAUAUAUGUUGUCAAUGGUGGAUCACAGGGAUUAAGGGACAGCUGCGCAAGAGUGUUACCGUACUGGAAGCCCGACACACCGUUCUAUGGUGACCUUCUAGGGAUGUAUGCCUUUGGUUUGGAAGAAUCAAACAUGUAUGCUAAAGCUGAAAAGACUGCAAAACAGGCGUUAGACAUCAAUCGUUACGAUGCGUGGGCAGCACAUUGUGUGGCACAUUGUAAGGAGAUGACUGGGGAGUACGGAGAAGGAAUUAAGUUUAUGGAGGAAACAGAAAAAAACUGGAACGACAAUGGGUUAUUAUGUCACAAUUAUUGGCACUGGGCACUCUAUCAUUUUGAGAAUGGUGACUUUGAAACUUGUAUGAGUAUUCUUGACAAUCAUGUUUUGCCUUUUAUGAAAUCCAAGAAGACGAUGUUCAGUGUGACAGAUGUGGCCUCAUUGUGCUUUAGAUUAGAAGCAGAAGGUUUUGACAUGCAAUCGAGGUGGUCUGAGUGUUUUGACGUGGCUAAAGAUCACAUUGAAGACAACAUUUGGUCAUACUAUGACCUCAACACAAUGAUGGUGUGCCUCGGGUCAAAACAUAAGGACGAGGCUGACCGUCUGGUAGCCAGCAUUAAAGCAACAAUAAAGGAAGGUAAAGGUGAUAAUGCCCAGGUUUACUCAGAAGUCACUCUACCUCUAAUGGAGGCACUAAAUGCCUACGAUGAUGGGGAAUAUGAUACUGCUGUUGAAAUCCUGAAACCUCUGAAAUAUCACAUCUGGAAAAAUGGAGGCAGUCAUGCUCAGAGAGAUGUGUUCAAUAUUUUCGCUAUCCAUGCUGCAAUGAAGUCAAAACUUCCAGAAAACCAAAGAUAUGCCAAUCAUUUACUGAUGGAAAGAAAAAGUCAGAAGGAAUCCACACCAUUGGCGGACAGACUGUUACAGAAAUUAGUCAUUAGUCAUUGAAACUUUUUGUUAAAACUUGACUAUUCUGAGGACAUUUUUGAUCCAAAAA
Ruditapes philippinarum (Manila clam) is the source of this 1399-nucleotide messenger RNA. Its product is annotated as tetratricopeptide repeat protein 38-like. Lineage: Eukaryota; Metazoa; Mollusca; Bivalvia; Venerida; Veneridae. The record is from RefSeq and is a predicted model, not a curated record. Gene Ontology annotation, molecular function: protein binding.